UUGGGCCUUGUGCAUCUAGCCGCCCAUUAUGAAUUGUGUCUCAAAUUUGGUUAUCGUCAGGUGUCCUUGAAUCCAUUUCGACUACGAACUAUCAGCAUCUGUUUUAAAAGGUUUGAAUUCGUUCCUUGCAAAUGCGGCGGGAAUCGGAUCACGAGGUACAUGCUCACUAUUUUAUACACCUUUCAGAAUCCAAAAUACAUUCAUGGGGGAUUAUUCAGUAAAUUUAAAAAUGUGCUGGAUGCUUCUGAUGAUGAAUUCAAAGCGAUCCACAGAAACUCUCACGAGGCCAUUGACUUGAUGGAAAAGAAAGUUAGAGAUGAAUUUUCUACCGAUGGAGCUCGCCUCUCAACUCUGUUGGAUAAAUUCCACGCUAGACUGGGUUCUAAACCUAAUAAUGACAUCCGUCACAAAGUAAACCAAUUAGCAUUGCGACUUUCAGCAAUCGAUUGUCGUAGUUGUUCUAUCCACAGGUAUCUGUUUGUUCCGUAUAUAUUAUCCAGCAUCAAAAAUCGUAUUCUUGCAUCCAAAGAAUACCAGGAUAAUUUAGAAACAUUGGUCACCUCUUUAGAGAAUUCAUACAAUUCAUUAAGGACAAUUAUUAUGGAGGUCGAUGCGAUGGAAAGGAAUUUAAUAAGGUUUUCUAGUGAUUGGCGUCUCUCUCAAGAAAGCGUGUUGUCAGAUAUGCGUUCCAUGCAGCAUAUUAAAGAAAAGUAUUUAAAUUUAUCGAAAUCCCUUAGUGAAUCAGAUCGUCAAUUAAGUGAGUUAUUGUCAUCCGUUGAAAAAGCACCUGAUCAGCGCCUUCUGAUGUCAUGGAAGAAAGUGUGUUCUAUUCGUCUAUUCACCUUACCAGUCUUUUUUAUUAGGAAAUUGAGGAAAUCAAAGAACGAAAGGCAAUAUUAUCUAAUCGUGUAGACCAGUACAUGGGGAUUGAUAUCGUAGGAUUGGGAAUUUCGUACAAUAUAUUUCAUUUUAGGAUACCACAAAAGCUGAAAAACAAUUAAGCGAUGCUCUUUCUCAAAUGGCAUCAGUUGACUCACAGUUACAGAAAAUUAUGGGCUUCAACGCAUGGAAUUAGAGCUAACUCCUCAAUAGAAAGCACUUACACCUCAAAAGCUUGUUGUAUCUUGUCUAUUUCACUGGUUACUUGGGUAUAAGCAUUCAUUGCCAAACGGAACAGCACGAUCUCUUGACUUUUUUGUCGACAUAUAUUUAUACUGUUAAUUUACUUAUAAAAAGAUUUUAGUCUCAAACAUUCUUAUAAUUCUACUUCUAUGUUCAUACACAUGUCAUAACUUUUGUUUCGGAAAGACGUAACAAUAGGAAUUUAAGCAGUUUCCUGAUUCUUGAUCAUAAUCAAAUUAUUGACAUAGUUAUGAGGAGUUGGUUCUUACGUAGGUUAAAGUUUUGGUUUUUAUGUAUUGUAGUUCCAAGGAAUUUUAUAAAUUCUUAUGUGAAAACAUUGAUUUCUUCGAAAUUGGUUGCACUGGAGCUGACGAUUCUCUUCUUUGACAUCUAGCUUUUGAACAUAAUGUCAUUUUGUACUUUUUAUUUUGAUACAACCUAUUCUUUCUUGUGAGACUCCAUUAUACUGGUAACGUUUUUUCCAGGUGCUAGUUCGUUUUUGCCUGUGUGUCGGUUAGCAUUGCAAAGUAUGAUACUAAAUUAUAGCCCAUAUAUCAAACUUGAACAGAAUUGCUUUGUUCAGGAUUACCAUCAUUUUGAUUUUCCUCAGCUGAAUGAAUCUUGCGGAUUAUUCCACAAUAA
Schistosoma mattheei is the source of this 1764-nucleotide messenger RNA. The record is from the annotation of a GenBank genome assembly. Lineage: Eukaryota; Metazoa; Platyhelminthes; Trematoda; Strigeidida; Schistosomatidae.